AUGAAUGGGUUAGGAGAUGAGGGAAAAACCAACCUGGAUGGGCAGCAGCCUGUAAGCCGUAGUAUCUUCCCUUUCUCUCCAGUCUCUCCAGCGGGCGAGAGGAUCCGCAUUAUGCUGGGAGAGGAUGAUGAUGGACCGUCACCACCUCAACUCUUCACUGAGCUGGAUGAGCUGCUCUCUGUGGAUGGGCAGGAGAUGGAGUGGAAGGAGACAGCCAGGUGGAUCAAGUUUGAGGAGAAGGUGGAGAAGGGAGGAGAGCGUUGGAGUAAACCCCACGUGGCCACGCUAUCGCUCCACAGUCUGAUGGAGCUGCGGACCUGCAUCGAGAAAGGAACCAUCAUGCUGGAACUGGAGGCCUCCACGCUGCCACAGGUCGUUGUCCGUGCCUCAUUGGAGGAGCUGCAGACCCAACGAAGCCCCAGCAUGGACUGGCUUAGCAGUCCAACCACCACACAUCGGAACCUGGCCUCAAGCAGCAUGAACGACAUCUCCGAUAAACCAGAGAAAGACCAGCUGAAGAACAAGUUCAUGAAGAAGCUUCCCCGAGACGCCGAGGCAUCCAACGUUCUCGUUGGAGAGGUAGACUUCCUGGACGCCCCCUUUGUGGCAUUUGUCCGUCUACAGCAGGCCGUGAUGCUGGGAGCUCUUACAGAAGUCCCUGUCCCCACCAGAUUCCUGUUCAUCCUUUUAGGACCCAAAGGAAAAGCCAAGUCCUAUCAUGAGAUAGGAAGAGCUAUCGCCACCCUCAUGUCAGAUGAGGUGUUCCAUGACAUAGCGUACAAGGCGAAGGACAGAGAGGAUCUGCUGGCUGGCAUCGAUGAGUUUCUGGAUGAGGUGAUCGUUCUGCCCCCGGGGGAAUGGGACCCGGCCAUCAGGAUAGAACCGCCCAAGUCUGUACCCUCUGCUGACAAGAGGAAGAACAUGUACGGUGGAGGCGACAGCGGCCAGAUGAACGGAAACACCCCCCAUGAUGGGGGAGGAGGGGGAGGGGGGCACGCCGUGGGAGACGAGCUCAAGAAGACAGGCAGGUUUUGUGGAGGCCUCCUACUUGACAUCAAAAGGAAAGCUCCAUUCUUCGCCAGUGAUUUCUACGAUGCGUUCCACAUCCAGGCACUGUCGGCCAUCCUGUUCAUCUACCUAGGAACCGUAACUAACGCCAUCACCUUCGGAGGGUUGCUAGGAGACGCCACCGACAACAUGCAGGGUGUGUUGGAGAGCUUCCUGGGCACGGCGGUAUCUGGAGGGAUCUUCUGUCUGCUGGCUGGCCAGCCUCUCACCAUCCUCAGCAGCACUGGACCUGUUCUGGUCUUCGAGAGGCUACUCUUCAACUUCAGCAAAGACAAUGACUUUGACUAUCUGGAGUUCCGGCUGUGGAUUGGUCUGUGGUCUGCGUUCUUUUGUCUGCUGCUGGUUGCUACUGACGCCAGCUACAUGGUUCAGUACUUCACCCGAUUCACAGAGGAGGGCUUCUCCUGCCUCAUCUCCUUCAUCUUCAUCUAUGAUGCCUUCAAGAAGAUGCUGAAGCUGGCCGACUACUACCCCAUCAACUCUGACUACCGGAUUGACUAUGUCACCCAGUAUGACUGUAUGUGUAUGGCCCCUACCAUCUUAGAAAACAGUACGGUGGUGUUUGGAGAUCCUCUGGAUGCUGAGAGCACUGCUGUCUGGUACUUCAACAACACUGAUCUACCUCUGAAUGCCACGUGGUCGUCCCUGUCUAAGAAGGAUUGUCUGAAGUAUGGAGGAGAGCUGGUGGGGAAGGCAUGUAAAUAUGUUCCUGACAUCACUCUGAUCUCCUUCAUCCUUUUCCUGGGAACCUACACUACCUCCAUGAUGCUGAAGAAGUUCAAGACCAGUCCUUUCUUCCCUACAUGGGUGAGGAAACUAAUCAGUGACUUUGCCAUUAUUUUGGCCAUCCUGAUCUUCUGCGGUGUGGACAUGCUAGUAGGAGUGAACACUCCCAAGCUCAUAGUCCCAACUGAGUUCAAGCCAACGAGCCCCAACCGUGGCUGGUUUGUUCCCCCGUUCGGAGGCAAUCCUUGGUGGGUGUACGUGGUGUCAGCACUGCCUGCCCUGCUGGUCACCAUCCUACUCUUCAUGGACCAGCAGAUCACCGCUGUCAUCGUCAACAGGAAGGAGCACAUGCUGAAGAAAGGCGCAGGCUACCACCUGGACCUGUUCUGGGUUGCAGUUCUGAUGAUUGUGUGUUCCUUCAUGGGGUUGCCAUGGUACGUGGCGGCGACGGUCAUCUCAAUCGCUCACAUAGACAGUCUGAAGAUGGAGACAGAGACAUCCGCCCCUGGAGAAAUGCCCAAGUUCCUGGGAGUGAGGGAGCAGAGAGUCACUGGUAUGUGUGUGUUCAUUCUGACGGGGCUGUCUGUCUUUAUGUCUCCCAUCCUCAAGUUCAUCCCCAUGCCAGUGCUGUAUGGAGUGUUCCUCUACAUGGGCGUGGCCUCUCUUAACGGAGUGCAGUUCAUGGACCGUCUCCAGCUGCUCCUGAUGCCAGCUAAGCACCAACCUGACCUUGUGUACCUGCGCCAUGUUCCUCUGAGGAAGGUCCACCUGUUUACCUUCAUCCAGAUCCUGUGUCUGGCGCUGCUCUGGGUCCUCAAGUCCACCGUGGCCGCGAUUAUCUUCCCUGUCAUGAUCCUGGCCCUGGUGGCGGUGAGGAAGACGAUGGACUACAUGUUCUCUCAACACGAGCUGAGCUUCCUGGAUGAUGUCAUCCCUGAGAAGGACAAGAAGAAGAAGGAGGACGCUAAGCAGAAGAAGAAGAUGAGGAGCAUUGACAGUGACAUAGAGGAUUCUGACUUCCCCUACACUGAGAAUGUCCCCAGCAUUAAGAUCCCCAUGGACAUGAUGGAGCAGGAACCUUUCUUAGGUGAUAAAGCAUCCGACAGUGAUCCAGAGAUGAGUCCACUCAACGUGCCUCAGAUUAGGAUCGAGAUGGACCCUGAUGACAACGGUUACCGCUGGAAGAGCCGAGGGUCUGAGAGCUCUCUGUAG
Salvelinus namaycush (lake trout) is the source of this 3006-nucleotide messenger RNA. RefSeq names its product electrogenic sodium bicarbonate cotransporter 1-like. NCBI's taxonomy places the organism in Eukaryota, Metazoa, Chordata, Actinopteri, Salmoniformes, Salmonidae. Gene Ontology annotation, molecular function: sodium:bicarbonate symporter activity; solute:inorganic anion antiporter activity; monoatomic anion transmembrane transporter activity. The transcript is spliced from 22 exons. Gene Ontology annotation, biological process: monoatomic anion transport; bicarbonate transport; regulation of intracellular pH. Bases 1 to 3006 code for a protein of 1001 amino acids. The record is from RefSeq and is a predicted model, not a curated record. Gene Ontology annotation, cellular component: plasma membrane; basolateral plasma membrane.